This is a messenger RNA of Camellia sinensis, 1841 nucleotides long. Lineage: Eukaryota; Viridiplantae; Streptophyta; Magnoliopsida; Ericales; Theaceae. The record is from RefSeq and is a predicted model, not a curated record.
GCAUUGUACACAGCAAUGACUCAGUUGGAUGUUUUUGAAUUUUGGGUCCUUGAAACAGGGAAAAAGAUAGAUUUAGGGUGUUAGUUGGGAUACUCUUGGAAUUGAAAAGGUCAUCAUUAGGGUGUUAAUUAGGAUACUCUUAGAAUUGAAAAGGUCAUCAAAGUUAAAAGAUAUGACAUAAACAAAAGACUCUCAACUCCAAACGGUUGUUUUUGAAUCACAAUUACAAGGACGCCAUAUAAUAAAAGAGCUUUUCACUGUAAAAAUCUACAUCAAACUCGGCAGAAGCUGGGAUCAACCUCAGAAACCCUUUCUCUUUUAUUUGAGGCAAAAAUGACCAUGAAAGUGCACAGCAGAAGAAGAAAAUUAAUUAUCGGCAGUACAUCGUCAGAGCAUUCAUUUGCGGCAGAAGUAAUUGCCGGCAAUGCAGAUCUCUUAACAGAGAUUCUUAUACGCAUGCCAGCAAAGUCCCUCAUCAGAUUCAAGUGCGUGUCUAAGAAUUGGCUGUUUCUAAUCUCCGAUUCACAAUUUUCCCGCAACCAUUCUCGCCAAGAUCACAAUCCCUUGUUCUCAGGAUUAUACAUCAGCACUUCGUCAUCAAACGAUGAACAAGUAAAGUCUGUCUCACUUGAUAACCACAACCCAAAUCUUCCGACACUGUCAUUCCUUGCUGGUAUUGGAGAUGGUUCUGCUACAACUAGGAUUAAGCACUCUUGCAAUGGCUUACUGUUAUGCUUGAAUGGCCUAACGCGGUUCAUUGUUUGUAACCCGACCACCCAGAAAUUCACAGUACUUCCAUAUCCUGGUGGCCCUUCAACAUCUUCUGGACCAUUUCGUGACAAGUUUGGUGUUUACUUCACUUCAUCUAGAUCACUUCGCCAUGUGUUUGGUGCUUAUUUGGCUUUUACUCCCUCAAAAUCACCUCACUACAAAGUUAUAUUGAUAAGUUACUCUAGCAAUUUUGAUGAAGGCUUUUACUUAAUUGACUUGUACUCUUCGGAGAGUGCGUCUUGGGAACACAUAAGUGCCAACGCACCACCAGGUUACUCCUUCAGGAAAAGGGUCUUUUGGAAUGGUGCAAUUCAUUGGAUGAGUUACAAGAACUUUCACAUUCAAUUUGAUGUUGAUGCACCAAAGCUAAUAGCAACUCCAAUGCCUCCAAACCCUAAAAUUCUUUCUGAAGAUGAUAUUCGGUAUUUUGGAGAAUGUGGUGGCCAUCUGCUUCUUAUUCAGACUCCUGAGCACUCUGCUGUGAGAUUUAGAAUCCUUGAAAUGGACAAGGACCACUAUCUUUGGAUUGUGAAGUAUUGGGUCGAUCUUAGACCCAUAAUAUCUGUAUUCCCUGAAAUAAUUCACAGAAGCACGUUUGACACGACCAAAAUCUGUAAAUUUUCUGUGCUAUGUGUUGUGAAGGGAGCAAAUGAAAAAGAUUUUACUCUGGUGUUAGCCAUUCCGGGAAAAAUUGUUUUGUACAAUCGGAAGUGCAAGACACUGAAGGUGCUUUGUGAUUUGCCGCCACAACGGGACUAUGAAGACCGAGAAUCAACUUGGUAUUAUACUGACCAAUUCAUUGAAAGCCUAUCUCCUAUUUGAUCAAUGCCUACAUGCUUGAGCAGGUUACUCCUGGGGCGUAAAUGGACUGUUCAACUUGAUCAUGUCUACCAAGAGAAGAAUUUUGUUACUGAUGGGUUGGCCAAGCAAGCUGUUUUGUAUCCGCAUAGCCCCUGUUUUGUACUACCUAUGGUACUUUUUGACAAACAUGGGAUGGCUACCCACAUUGUGUAGCCAACACCUCUUUAUAAAUAAAUAAUACUCGCCUUUUGGAUAAAUAUAUAUACAUA